Talpa occidentalis (Iberian mole) is the source of this 1192-nucleotide messenger RNA. RefSeq names its product MHC class I polypeptide-related sequence A-like. Gene Ontology annotation, biological process: positive regulation of T cell mediated cytotoxicity; immune response; antigen processing and presentation of endogenous peptide antigen via MHC class Ib. Gene Ontology annotation, molecular function: signaling receptor binding; peptide antigen binding. NCBI's taxonomy places the organism in Eukaryota, Metazoa, Chordata, Mammalia, Eulipotyphla, Talpidae. The transcript is spliced from 5 exons. The record is from RefSeq and is a predicted model, not a curated record. Gene Ontology annotation, cellular component: external side of plasma membrane. Bases 36 to 896 code for a protein of 286 amino acids.
CCAGUGGCUUUACAGAAGACAGGAAGCCCCUCCAGAUGAAGCUGGCAGAUAUCAGGGAAAAGAAGAGGCAAAAAGGAGGCUCCCGUUCCCUCCAGGAGGUUCAGGGCUGUGAGAUCCAGGAAGACACCACCAGGGUCUUCAGGCGCUUCUUCUAUAAUGGGGAGCCCUUCCUCUUCUAUAACGAGACGACCCAUGAAUGGGAAGCACCCCAGUCCUCAAUUCUUCUCUUGGCUAUGGAAGUCAAGAAAUCCUGGGACACAGAUAGGAUUGGAAACCAGAAUUCCUGGGCCCUUGUGCAAGGUGAUGUUUGUGGAAAACUGCGGAGAUAUCGGGACUCCUGGAUGACCAUCAUGAAGAGGACAGCUGUGAAUGCAACCUGCAGCCAGGCCUCAGAGGGCGUGGUCAACGUGACAUGCCGGGCAUCUGGCUUCUCUCCUUGGAAUAUCUCACUGGUCUGGCUUCAGGACCAUGAGCCCAUGAGCCUGGAUGCCCAGCUGCCUGGAGGUGUCCUGCAUGAUGAGAACGGGACCUACUGGGCCUGGAUGACUCUAAGGAUUCCCCAAGGAGUGGAGCAGAGGGUCACCUGCUCUGUGGAAAACAACUGGAAUUCCACUGUGACUUGUGGAAACGUGCAGGUGCUUCAGCGUCCACAGCCAGCUGUGUACCUGGAUGACAGCAGCAACAUUGCCAUCCCUGUUGCUGGUGUCCUUGUCUCUGUUGUCCUUGUUGCUGCUGUCCUUUAUAUCUUCCGGGUCAGGGAGACAUCAGCUGGGGAGAGUCCAGGCCGGUUUGCCUGCAGCCAAGUGGUGACAAGGGACCUUCAAGUUGCGGAGCCUCAGGGCUCUCAGCUUCUGUUAGCAGCGCCUGGGUCCAGGGACUCAACUACAGGCGCUUAGCAUCUGCACAUUGGGCCUGGACUCACUGCCUGCGCUCCUUUUACCAGCACUUUCUCUUUUGGUGGCCCCCUUUUCUCAUCUGUGAAAUUGCAAAAGAGUAUUUUUCUCUUGUAAUAUGAUAUCGUUAUGGGAUGAAAAUGAAUAUAUGUGAAGUGGUUUUGUUAUAGGGCAUUUCCUGGGGACCACCCUGCUACAGUUCAAUCUUUGCCACAUUUAAGUAUUAUUAUUUCUUUUAUUAUGUUGCUGUAAUAUACUCUCAUCCCACUACUGUGCAAUUACAUGUGAUGAUUGAGCUA